GAAUUUUAUUAGAACUUACACUUUUUUUUUCGUUUUAUUAUAAAAAGAAAAAUAUAUAUUUUUCUCUUAUUUAGAAGAAGAAAAAUCUACUAACAAAACUCUAGUGUAUUCCAAAUAAUCUAUAUCCCACUUUAUUCUAUGCCAUCAGUGCGCAAGAGAUAGAACUCAUCCAAACUCGCUGCUCCAUCAAACAUAAAAAUAAAAAAUUCUAUAAUACCAAAAGCAAGAGCAAGAGUAAGAGAUGACCAGCACCAUAGCACAGCACAGCACCAGAAGUGCCAGUGAAACAGAAACACAGUGGAUGAGAGUGGAGUGCAAGUGCAAGUAGUUUUUGGAUUGUAGUUCAAAUCAAAACUAGAAAAAUAAAAGAAAAUAAAAUAAAGAAUAAUUUCUCUCGCACCAGCCACAGAAUCCAAUAAAAUAACAUUUCAAAAUUAAAAAACACAGAAAAUUAUAUUUUUCUCUCUAACCAGGGAAAAACACGCAGAAUUUUAUAUUUUAUUUUUUCCUUCUCCGUGUUCCGUCUUCAUCUUCGUCGUCGUUGUCAUCGUCGUCGUCGUUGUCGUAGUCGUCGUCGUUGAUGCCGUUGUCGUCUUCAUCGUUGCCGUUGCCGUUCGCCGUUGUCUUGACUUGACUCGACUUGAUGUGUGCUGGCCUCUGCUGGUUAUCGACUCGUCAAAAACUCUACAAGAGCAGCACCAGCAGCAGCUCAGCUCCCCUGCUUAACCAACAACCUACCAACCAACCAAACCAAGUGUGUGUCAUUAGUUUUGUGUGUCAAAUUGAAAAGAAAAAAAUAUAUUUUUAUUGUUUUUAGUCGAGCAAAAGCAACAAAAAUAAGCAAAAGAAAGACCAGCCUCCGAAAAACGACGACAAUCUGACAAACGGACAAACAGUGCGAACUGCGAACAAAACGCGAUAAAAAAAAACAGUUAAAAACAAAAAUAGGCUCGAAAUAAAAAUAAAAAUAAAAACCACGACAAAACAACGAGUUAUCGAAAAAAUCCAAAAUAAUAAUAAAAUUGAAAAUAAAAGAGAAGUGAAGUAAAGUAAAGAGAAGAGAAGGUGGCAAGGAGGCGACAUUUUUUCACUGCUGCUUGUUUUUCAAAUUCUGCUUCUGCUUCUGCUUAUUGGAGGAAGCAGCAAGGGAAGCAGGCGCUGCGCUGCGCUGUCGCUAUCGCUGUAGCUGCCGCUGCGGCAGCAUUGGAUGAAAAGGAAGAAAUUGACGACGACGAGAGCGACACGAAAGCUCGCCAUUCAUUGCCUUCGUCUUUGACUUCUUCGCCACAAUCGUCGACAUAUUUUUGUGAAGUUUUAGGUCUAGGAGUGUGUGAAUCAGUGUGACAGUGCCUGACCCAGAACCAGAACCCAAAAUAACAAUCAAGAACCAAAACAACAUUUAAAAAAUUUUGACAGUAUGGCAAAUCCGCGCAAAUUUAGUGAAAAGAUCGCUCUGCAAAAACAAAAACAAGCCGAGGGCACGGCAGAGUUCGAGAAAAUCAUGAAAGAGGUGUUCGCGACGAAGAGAGACGAGCCUUUGUCCACUUCUCAGCAGCGCAUCGGUUGUUGUCUGAGUCCCGAACAGCAACAAUCUUCUGGUGGCAAUUCAGGUGGUGGAAUUCCGAUUCCCGGUAGUGGUGGAGGGGGAGGAAAUGGAAAUGGAGGAAGUGGUUCGCCAACAGCUUACAGGGAAUCCCGUGGUAGGAGUGUGGGAGUGGGUCCUAUGCGAAGACCCUCGGACCGCAAGACAGAUCGUUCCCCGUACAGCAAUCAGGGGAUCUAUCUCUCGCCACCCUCGAUGGACAACAAUUGGCGUCGCUCUAACUCAGACUCGGCCAUCCACCAGAGUCUGAUUCUGGGCCCAGAGAACCCCAUCUACGGUACGUCACCGCAACAGCAACUUUAUCUGCAGCAACAGCAAUAUCAUCCGAACCAGAGAUCUCAUUCCCCUGCCGCCUCCGUGGGCCACAGCCCGAUAGCACAAAGGAGAAAACCACAACAGCACAUGGUUGCGACACAGCACUCGCACAGCAGCAGCAAUCUGCAGCAGAUGCAGAUGCAGAACCAACUCAAUCACCACAAACUGAACCACCAACAACAGCAACAACAACACCAACAGAAUCACCAACAGCAGCAGCAGGUACAGAUGAACCACCACAAUAUGCAUCCACACCAACAGAGUUCGAUGGUUAAGUCGUCGCAGUUGCAGUUCAAUGCAUGUGGGCCGACAAAUAGCGUGUAUAAGACGCUGCAGGAGCAGGCCAUGGCUAUGGCAAAUACGGGUUCGCUUCCCGACCUCACCUCCGUGCAUUUCUCGAAUGUGCCAUCGCCUUCACCAUCCGCCAUCACACAGCACAAUAUGCGAAUCGAACGCGAGCAGUCGCAGAGCCCGUUCAGCAAUCAAUCGUACCAAACGCAGCAGUCGCAGUCUCAACAACAACAACAGCAGCAACAACAACUGCAUCAACAGCAACAACACUCUCCUGGCGGAGGCCAGUCGCAUUUGUCCUUUACAAACCUCCCCGUGAUGGUGAAUCAAUCGCCCAACAACAUAUCAUCGACGCUACACAGUUCAUAUGGAAAUCUGCCCACAACCGGAGGAGGCGGUGGCGGUGGAAGCAUAUCUCCCGCCACGAACAACGUAGCGACCAGCAGUAGCAAUCUGACGGAAUACCGGAAUCCUCAGCACCAUAAUCCGCCCUCGCCAGCGGGUUCAGCCAGCCCCGGUCUGAUGGUGGCGAAUUCGCCUCACGACCUGCACAACAGUGCCCCCAACAGUCCAAUCCGACACAACCAGCACCAACAGCAGCAACAAUACAGCGACAAAAACAUUCAAACUUACGACAGGUUCUCGCCCAGCGGCGACUACAGCAACGGAAGCAACAACUUGAAUCCCUCGUUUCACAACCACUUCGCGGAAUUCUCGCUGGUGGACACGGCGGCGCAGAGUGAGUCCCAGUACAUCCCGACCAGCCUGCAGCAGGACCUCCACUCACCGCACAAUAGUUACUCGCAGUCGCUGCAAUUCGACGACUCCUUCUUCGGCCAUCACCAGCAGUUCAGCACUGAGAAUGGCAAUGGUGGCAGUGGCAGCUCGAAGGUCGUCAGUGGAACGAACACGAAUAGCGGCGGAAACAGCGGCGGUGAUCCUUAUCUGAGCUUGAGCAACCAGAAUUCACUUAACAACUGCAGUAGCAGUAAUCUGGGUCCUAGCAGCAAUAGUGGCAACGCUGGAGGAGUUGUCGUCGUUGGCAGUAACAACAACAAUUCAUCGUCGUGUCAGACAGGAGGAGCGGGGACGGCCAGUGCCAGUUGUUCGCCCCUACACAGCCCGCACAGUCCCAAUCCGCAUAGUCCCAGUAACAACAACUCGAACUUAGUCAAUGACAUUUCAUCAAUAGCACAGCAACAGCAGCAACAAAAGUCUCAUCAUACGAACGACGGGGGCGGCGGCGGAGGUGGUGGAAUGCCCAACAACACCAGUUCCAACAUGCACAACUCCACCACGCCCACCUCGACGACGCCCAACAUCCCGUCGAUUGUGUUCUCUGACUUCUCAUCCACCGACUACUCCAAGGAAAUCUUCGACACUCUCGACUUGGACCUUGGCCAAAUGGAUCCGGCCGGUUUGCAGAUGCUCUCCGAUCCGAGUUCCAUGAUAGCAGAUCCCAACAUCGAGGAUGGUUUUCGGAGAGACCUCAACUGAUGGGAAGAACACGAACACGAAGACGAACUAGAAGAAGGCUUACAAAAAAAAACAGCAGAAACAGCAAACACAGGUUAAGGAUCGCUUAAUUAAUUGGAACCAAUUAUUAGUCUUUAAGCUAAGCAACGAGAGGAGCAGCAGAGAUAUAAAGUAGAUAGAUAGAUAGAUCAUAGAUAGCGGAACAGGAAUGGGUACCCUACGACGACGACCGAGCGAGAAGCAAAGCGAAGCGACAAGAGAAAAAACGCCCAGCACCACGUUUUUAAAUUUAAAUUUAAUUAUUUUUCAAAACAAAAACAAAAAACAACAAAAAAAAACGAGAUAAAAGUUUCAAACUUUAUUAAAUUUAAGAUUUUAAAUAAUUAAAUAUAAAUAAAUAAAAACAAAAAAAA
Molecule: messenger RNA, 4098 nt
Organism: Eupeodes corollae
Lineage: Eukaryota; Metazoa; Arthropoda; Insecta; Diptera; Syrphidae
Gene: Crtc
Exons: 2
Coding region: 1418-3706 (762 amino acids)
Biological process (GO): protein homotetramerization; positive regulation of transcription by RNA polymerase II
Cellular component (GO): cytoplasm; nucleus
Molecular function (GO): cAMP response element binding protein binding
Source: RefSeq, a predicted model, not a curated record